CAGAUUUUAGCGCAUGUCGCAAACGUAACUGGCAGGCACGACAGGUUUGAGGCACGUGAUCCUCGAGGACGCGAAGUUGAAGUAGCACGUGACGUGACGUGAUUUGUUGUAUUUAGUGGACAAUUUGCCGACGGUCCUCUGCUCUCUACCUCGACGCCGACGCCGGCUUCUCUCACUCCUCCGCCCGGAUCCGCGCCUCGUCCUCCUUCCGCCAUCAUCGAAAUCGCCAUGGCCACCUUCACCGUUUACUGCGACACCCCCACCGACGUUUCUCCCGCCCCCAAGGCCAAGCGAGCAGCCGGCACAGUCCUUGUUGCCUCCGACCCGAAUGCCUCCGCCGUCACUCCCGCCCUCUCCCCUGUCAUCGAGAAGGAGAACAUCAAUCCUCUCACCGGAGAGCCUUGCGUCCCUCCCUCCAUGUCGAAGAAGCGCAAGACAUCCCAGGUCCUUGCCACCAAGGAUGUCCUUGCCAAGAAGCACAAGGAGGAUAAAGUGGAGGGGAAGAAGAUACGAUCCAAGAAGGACAGUGGCAAGUCUAGCCGUAAGGCGAGCAGCAAGAAACCUCGUCGUGUGCCAACCCUUCCGAAAUUGGAUGAGGAAGAUGGGGCCGCUCGUGAACGUCUGAUGCAUGCGGAUAUCGCUUCACGCUGCUACGAGCUGACUGUGGCCCCGCUGGCCGACGUUACGGAAGCGUACGAUGCUGCGUUCGGCAGUGACGCGCCACCCACUUCCGAGGAACGCGCAAAGUUCCGAAAGGCCACCUCCGCCGAACCCGAAAUUCGCGAUUACUUCUCAUCUUCUCACUCCUCGGGCUCCCUCGCCCGUGUUACACCCCCCGCCUCGUCGGCAGGCCAGGAUCCAGUGGUGUUUUCUACGCCUGAGCGGCGUCAUAUCUACUCCGCAUUCACCUUCACCACCCCGUCACCAUCUGCUGAGCGCUUCAGACAAGUCAGCCGAUCGCCAUCGCCGAGAGUCCCCGCCCUUAAACUGCGGUCCCCAUCUCCCGUUGCAUCUACAUGAUGCAUGUACAUCUCACAGUCUAUGUCUUGUCCCCGUCUCCUAUGCUCUGCUCAAACCCACUGUAACAUCGACGCACAUGCUAUCAGGCUCACAUCACCAUCUAUUCUACGGCAAUCUUUUGCUCAUGAAAACACGCACUUACAAUCGGAUCGAUAUCGCGAUCAUCCCUGCAUCUUACAUUCAUCUAUAACUGCAUUUAUUCUAUUUAUGCUUGGUCGUUGUCUGUCUGAAACUACAUACCUCUACUUAUACCGCCUUCCCCCGACGUACGCUGUCCAUCGGUAUUCAUGAACACGUUUUGUCCUCUUCCUGAAGAAAUCGAUCUUGUGACAGGGCAAGUGACCAGUCGUGUCUCCGCAUAUCACGUGCAUCUGCGCGUGACCUCAUUCCACCCAUCAGCUUUCUGGAAUCUUGACGUCCACCAUUGGAGCCUUCAAAGUUGUUUCCAGACCUCCACUGCACUCAAUAGGCGCCGACUUUAAUGGAUAUCGUCUGGUUCGACGCGCCUCAUUUCUCCCUUGGUGGAGGCUCUUUGUUCCUGCCUUCACCCCCUUGACGGCGUCCCACAAGUCUAGGCCGGCAUGUCACUGGCAAGACGUCCGCGCUCCGUGGCGGCGCUUCUAUCUUAUCUGAAAUGCUCGUUCCGAUGAUAAGCGUCAAUCUUAUAUCAAGGCCUUGCAUCAGAGAAGGCUCCCUACCUCCAGCCAUGGGCAUUCUACAGCGCCUCGAAGUUGCGCAUGAACCAGGGCUCUCACACUCCCAACUGUUCUUGGCGAAUGAGGACCUGCUUCCGGUGGAGGAGGAGAAGCGAACCUGGCAGUCGUGGAACUUUUUUGCGUUCUGGGUCGCAGACAGCUUUAACGUCAACACAUGGAUGAUCGUGAGCUCUAUGGUCCAGCUUGGACUCUCGUGGUGGCAGGCAUGGAUAUGUGUCUGGCUGGGGUACGGGAUCGUGGCACCUUUCAUCGUCCUUAAUGCUCGUCCUGGCGCGAUUUUCCAUGUGACGUUUCCUGUGGUUGCGCGCACGAGUUUUGGACUCUACGGGAGCUUAUGGACGACGUUCAAUCGUGCCGCCAUGGCUUGCAUCUGGUACGGCGUACAAGCAAGUAUCGGGGGCAGUUGCGUGCUAGUUAUGUUGAGGGCGAUGUGGCCGAGUGUGAAUAACAUCCCAAACCACCUUCCUGCCUCAUCUGGCACGAACACACGCGAUUUUCUAUGCUUUUUCCUGUUCUGGCUUAUUUCACUCCCCGCCAUCUGGUUCCCGAUACACAAAAUACGACAUCUGUUCACCGUCAAAGCGAUUGUGGCACCUACGGCUGGAAUCGUAUUCUUCAUCUGGUGUAUCGUCAAGGCCAAAGGCGUCGGCCCGAUUAUCCGACAGCCUUCGACACUUCACGGGAGCGAGCUUGGAUGGGCAAUGGUGUCGAGCUUGAUGUCCUGCAUCAGCAACAUGGCAACUUUGGUCACGAAUGCACCUGACUUCGCGUCCCGCGCCACCACUCCAUCUGCCGCCCUCUGGCCGCAGCUUAUCUCUGUUCCGGUCACGUUCAGUUUGGUAUCCUUCAUUGGAAUCAUCGUCUCGUCGUCGUCAGCCGUAAUCUUUGGCGGCGAUGCGGUUUGGUCUCCGAUUGAUCUGUUGGGCAAGUUUUUGGACAAUAAUCCUUCACAUGCAACACGAUUCGGGGUCUGGUUCAUUUCCGCGUCCUUCAUCAUCGCUCAGCUUGGAACAAACAUCUCAGCCAACUCUGUCAGUGCCGGCUGUGACAUGACUGCACUUUUCCCCCGGUUCAUCAACAUCCGUCGGGGAGGCUUUGUUGCUGCAAUCGUCGGACUGUGCAUGCUGCCAUGGAACCUGCUCAAGAGCAGUAACAGUUUCACGUCGUAUCUCUCCGCAUACUCAGUCUUCCUUAGCAGCAUUGCGGGUGUGAUGAUCACGGAAUACUACUUCAUCCGGCGAGGACACUACCGAGUGCCAGAUUUGUACAGCACACACAGGAACGGCUGGUAUUGGUAUACCUACGGGAUCAAUUUCCGUGCUUACGCCGGGUACAUUGCGGGAAUCUUGAUCAACGUGGUCGGAUUUGCCGGUGCAACUGGACGGACGGUCCCCCUCGCUGCGACGCGUAUAUACCAGAUGUCCUUUUUCACCGGCUUUGGGGUCUCAGCGAUUGUGUAUUACAGUCUGACGCGCAUGUUCCCUGUGCGCGGCAUGUCGAGUGCGUUCGAGGAGGUGGAUGUUUCCAAGACGCUCGAGGAUACAGAUGCGGACGGAAGGAGCAGCCAGAAUGAUGACGACAAGGAGAUGUUUCGAGAGGGAUGAAUUGUGAAUGUAUGUUGUAACGAGAGACGAAAACGAGAGCAAUCUGAUG
Molecule: messenger RNA, 3389 nt
Organism: Mycena citricolor
Lineage: Eukaryota; Fungi; Basidiomycota; Agaricomycetes; Agaricales; Mycenaceae
Source: the annotation of a GenBank genome assembly